This is a messenger RNA of Galeopterus variegatus (Sunda flying lemur), 833 nucleotides long. RefSeq names its product apoptogenic protein 1, mitochondrial. The annotation marks the transcript as partial. The transcript has 2 exons. Gene Ontology annotation, cellular component: mitochondrion. Lineage: Eukaryota; Metazoa; Chordata; Mammalia; Dermoptera; Cynocephalidae. Gene Ontology annotation, biological process: intrinsic apoptotic signaling pathway. The record is from RefSeq and is a predicted model, not a curated record.
GUCUCAAGAUUCUGCCCUCCAAGGAAAUCUUGCCAUGAUUGGAUAGGACCCCCAGAUAAGUAUUCAAAUCUUCGACCUGUUCACUUUUACAUCCCUGAAAAUGAAUCACCAUUAGAACAAAAGCUUAGAGAAUUAAGACAAGAAACACAAGAAUGGAAUCAACAGUUUUGGGCAAACCAGAAUCUGACCUUUAGGAAGGAAAAAGAAGAAUUUAUUCACUCAAGACUAAAAGCUAAAGGCCUAGCACUGAGAGCUGAAUCAGGUUAGUACAUUUGCUCUUUUUUUCUAACAUUGUUUUGGUUUGAGCACGUACAUGAGAAGGUAGAGAGAGGGGAGGUCGAAUGAAGGGGAGAGAGUCCAGGUUCAGGGGUCGGUGGGCCUUCCUUGAGGCAGGUGCUAUGGGGCACACCGCCGUCCCCAGCAGGGCUUUUCCGCCCCUCACUGCAUCCCUGGCUGCCUCCUGUUCUCAUGUUUUCCUCAUUUGCCUCCUGGGCUUCUCUCCUUUCACAUGCCCCUCACCACUGGUAGCCCCCAAGCAUCAGUUAUGAGUCCCGGGCCCUCUUCUCUCUUUGGAUGACAUCACACCGUCUCAGGAUUUUAGGUGAUUCUCAUCAGUGACUAAUCUCUGACCUUUAGGCUUAUAUCCUGAAGUCCCAGGCCUCUGCAGCCUCUCCCUCUUCCACACCAGCUCCUCUUCCUGGAUUCCUGGUCUCCGUUCAUGGUCCCACUGGAGCCAGAAGCCAGAGCCGUCCUCCAGGCAGCUCUCUCACCCCUUCAGACCUCCUCCAGUUUCACCUCUGGAGCGUUUCUCCACCCUGCUGCUGCUCCCUGGC